Polypterus senegalus (gray bichir) is the source of this 1903-nucleotide messenger RNA. RefSeq names its product tripartite motif-containing protein 16-like. Bases 197 to 1903 code for a protein of 568 amino acids. The record is from RefSeq and is a predicted model, not a curated record. The transcript is spliced from 11 exons. Gene Ontology annotation, molecular function: zinc ion binding. NCBI's taxonomy places the organism in Eukaryota, Metazoa, Chordata, Cladistia, Polypteriformes, Polypteridae.
UGAAGCCUGCGUCUGCACAGUCUCACAGAGAAACCUGGCUGAUCUAAGUAAACUACAGUAGAUUUAAUUAUUCCUUCUGUCGGCUAACAAAGUCAAGAGGCGUUUGAAGUUGCUGUUUGUUGUUUAUGUGACACUGAAGCUACGGGCUACAGGCUGGAUUUGUUCAAAGUGUGAAAAAAGAAUUUGAAUUGACAAAAUGUUUUCAAAUACUAUCAGUAAGUCAGAAAGAAGACCAUACUCAGGAGUUCCUGGAGUCGUGGAGUGUCAAGAGUGCACUGGCUCAAAGCAAAUGGCCGUCAACAGCUGCCUGACCUGCCUGAUCUCAUUCUGUGAAACUCACAUCCAAUCACACAAGGAGAAUGAGGCUUUUAAGGGACACAGGCUUGUUACUCCAGAUGUCAACCUGCCACAGAAGAUCUGUUCAAAGCACCACAUGCUCAAGGAAGUUUUUUGCACAACUGAUCAAGAAAGCAUUUGCUUCAAGUGUGUAUUAUUUGAACAUAAAUCUCACAGAACAUUGACACCUGAGGCUGGGAGAUCAGAAAAACAGGAGCAGGUAGCAGAGACAAUGCAAGAAAUCCAGAAAAGAAUGCAAAUGAAUGAAGAAAAAGUCAAGGCGAUCAAAACAGCUCUUCCAGAGUUUAAAACUUUUGUGGAAGAGAAGAAGAAGGAGUAUGAGGAGACUUUCGACUUUCUGCUUCAGUCUAUUACCAGGCAGAAAUCAGAGAUAAUGAAAAGUAUUACAGAAUAUGAACAGAGAGAAGAAGAGAAGGCCAAAGACCUCAUAACGACACUAGAGAAUGAAACUGAUGAGCUGAGGAUGAGAGACAUUCAGUUGGAAGAGAUUACAAAAAUGGAUGACGACAUUCACUUCCUCCAGACGUUUCCAGCUUUUCAUGCUUCUUUGGGAGAAAGAAACACUGAGGACAUCACUAUUAAUGGAAAUCUGUUCCGAGACAAGCUCAGCAAAAACCUGAAUUAUCUCAAGAAGCUUCUGGACAAGCUAAGCAACUUUAAAUUUGAGGAAAAAACAGACCCUGGGUUAAGUCGUAUCUUAAAGAACCUUCGUCAACCAACUGAAACAAAAGAACUAAAGACUGAAGUAAAAAAUGAUGAGAAAUACGUAAUUAAGCAUGAAAAAGAACAGCUGCGUUCAUGUUCAACAGACUGUGUGGAGCCCAAGAAUGAAGCAAAGAUCACUUCCCAAGAAGAAAACACUGAGCAAAGAAAUGAGACACCUGGUCCUGAAAAAGAAGGAGAAACGAAGCAUGGAAAAGAUCAGCUGCAUCCACAUUCAGCAGAUUAUAAAGAGCUAAAGACUGAAGUAAGAAAUGAAGAGAAAGAUGUAAUUAAGCAUAAAAAAGAACAGCUGCGUUCAUGUUCAACAGAUUGUGUGGAGCCCAACAAUGACGCAAAGUUCACUUCCCAAGACGAAAACACUGGGCAAAGAAAUGUCUCAACUGGUCCUAAAAAAGAAGGAGAAAAGAAGCAUAAAAAAGAUCAGCCGUGUUCACUUUCAAUAGUUAAUGAAGUUCAAGUCAUUGGUGGAGAGAAUACUUUUGGUGCCAGACAAGAAUUCUUAAGAAGACUUAAUAAGAUGAAGAGUGACCAUCAUCAGCCUUUUUUCAAUACAAAAAGUAAGCUGGUGCUGCUCUUCUGUAGUGUCGUAUCUCGAUUAGGAAAGGAUAUCAGCCAUGCACUUCGACAAGUUUCAGCUGGUCCAAAAAUUAUUCUGAUUAUCAUGCAUCAUACUCCUGAUCCUGAUCACAUAUUGGCAGACAGCAGUAAAUUUGUGGAAGAGAAAGAUGUAUUAUUGACAGUGGACUGCCUUUUCCAUGAGAAUAAUGGCUUACAUAAUUCCUCUUUAAAUCAAGCAGCACUAAAAAGGUUUUCAAUGUUAUAA